AUGUGGGGCGUGUGGAACAGCGUGGCCAGUUACCGCCUGGAGGAGAACAGAGAAGAAGGCGACGUUUUGUCGACUGAGGAAAACACCGCCUUGGAGGCCUGCACAGCUCUUUCUUACCUUUUUGGCUUUUUGCCAGUUGUUAUUCUCGAUGUUGUGCUCCCUUCCAGGGUAAUUAGAGUGGUGACAUAUUUCGUCUUGUCUCUUUUUCUCUUCUUGGGCCGCUACGCAGCGGAAAUCCAUUUGAGGCAAACUUUCCUUGGCUGGCUGGACACGCGGCGGCGGGUGGACCGGCUGGAGUCGGACUUGAAGCGGCAGCGGACGCGGGGCGGAGCAGCAACUUCGGUGGAGCAUUUGCUGCACUUGCUGCGGCAGGUGCAGGAGCUGAACGAAGCUGCUGUUGCUGCUGCUGCUGCUGCUGCUGCUGCUGGGGAGCUGCGGGGGCAGCUGCAGGAAGCGCGGCUGCUGCUGCAGCAGUGCCUCUCCAUUCUCUGCACUAACACCAAUCUUUAUGCCGUCAAGUUUGGGCCAAUUGAGAGUCAGCACUUGGACAUUUUGCAAGCUUUGAUCAACGACAAAAACGCGCUUCCCAAGGACUGGCUGCGGGCCCGCAACGCGCCGCUGCAGCAGCAGCAGCAGCAGCAGCAGCAGCAGCAGCAGCAGCGUGCGCCGCUGGGUGCGGCGGCGGAGCCUGCGCAGCAGCAGCAGCUGCUGCAGCAGACCGACACCCGCAGCAGCAACGUCAGCAGCGGCGGCAGCAGCAGCCUCAACCACAGCGGCAGCAGCAGCAACCACGCGACCAACCCCGAGGCCCUGCCCUCCCCCCAGCAGCAGCAGCAGCAGCAGCAGCAGCAGCAGCAGCAGCACGUUGCAGCAGCAGCAGACGAGUGGGGCGGAGGGCCCCCCGUCUCCGCCUUCGGCCGCCGAGCAGCGGACAGCAUCAGCAAGCAGCAGCAGCAGCAGCAGCAGCAGCAGCAGCAGCAGCAGCAGGGGCCUCCUCCGCCGCUGCUGCCGCCCUCCCCGCCCUCCCCCCUGCAGCAGCCGCAGCAGCAGCAGCAGCAGCAGCAGCAGCAGCAGCUGCUGCUGAUGCUGCCGCGCAGCCGCAGAGGCUCGCAGGGGGGAGAAGACAGUGGGGGACAUCCAAACCCUAAUUUAGAGGAAAGCGGAGACAAGUGCAGCAACAGGAGUUCUGUGCUGUCGGACAUGCUGCAGCAGCUGCCGCGGCGCGUCAGCAGAGCAGCAGCAGCAGCAGCAGCAGCAGCAACAGCAGCAACAGCAGCACACGACCGACACGACCGAAACAGCACCUACAACGACGACAAACUCCUCAAAGUCGCCUACCUCUUCUCCCCUGGAACCGCCGGCUCUUCGGGGCUGCUGGCGUCUUUGGGAGAGUGGCGGUUUGACGUGCUGCAGUACGGGGGAGACAGCAGCAACCCUCUUUGCGAAUUAGGGUUUAUUCUUUUGUCUCCUUUUUGCUUCGACACUCCCGGAGACCAAACCCUAAUUCGUUUUCUCAAAACCAUCGACAAGUACUACCUCCCCGUGCCCUACCACAACGCGCUCCACGGGCUCAUGGUGGCACAGAAGAUAUACGCGCUUUUGAAUUUCUUUUCUUUGAUUCGAAGCAGACAGCCGAGAGACAUUGCCUUGAUCCUUGUGGCGGUGGCUAGGAACUGCCACGCAGCAGCAGCAGCAGCAGCAGCAGCAGCAGCAACAGCAGCAGCAGCAGCAGCAGCAGCAGAAGCAGCAGCAGAAGCAGUUCCUGCUGCUAUCGUUGUCACCUCUGGUGCUGCUCUGC
Eimeria necatrix is the source of this 1798-nucleotide messenger RNA. RefSeq lists its product as hypothetical. The transcript has 6 exons. The record is from RefSeq and is a predicted model, not a curated record. Lineage: Eukaryota; Apicomplexa; Conoidasida; Eucoccidiorida; Eimeriidae. The annotation marks the transcript as partial. Gene Ontology annotation, molecular function: calcium channel activity; 3',5'-cyclic-nucleotide phosphodiesterase activity. Gene Ontology annotation, biological process: intracellular calcium ion homeostasis; signal transduction; calcium ion transmembrane transport.